AGAAGGGUGGGCCGUGAGUUGACGUGACAAGCAGGCAGCGAUAGCCGAGUUGCUGCUCCUUUUAGACGAAACUAAUCGAUCCGGAAGCGCGGCCGGGAGCAGGAUGUAGCAGAUCUAUAUUCCUUACUCUCCCCCUUCUUUUUCCUCCUCCUGCCCCCCUAAAGCUUUCUCCUUACUGUGUCCCAUUGGCUCUGGCCUCUCUGUCCCUAUAUAUAUAUAUCUCUGUAUCACCCUGCCGCUGCCCUCCUCCCAUUACCUCCCCCCGGUACCUGUAGGAUGGCCGUGUCGCUGAAAUCUCCGUUAGUCGUCACCGUUGCCAUCGAUCUCCAUUUUGUGGCUCUUACAAUCCUGGGACUGGUGAGCCGACUCUGGAGACUGUCGUACCCCCAAGCAGUUGUGUUCGAUGAAGUCUAUUACGGGCAGUUUAUAUCCCUGUACAUGAAAAGGAUAUUCUAUUUGGACGACAGUGGGCCACCUCUAGGUCACAUGUUGCUGGCUCUGGGGGGUUACGUCGCUGAUUUUGACGGGAACUUCAUGUGGAACCGAAUUGGAGCCGAGUACAGCAGCAACGUGCCGGUGUGGUCCCUGCGCCUCCUUCCUGCCCUAUCGGGAGCUCUCUGCGUCCCUCUGGCCUAUCAGAUUGUAGUGGAGCUGGGAUUCUCCGCCCGUGCCGGACUGGCCGCCGGCUUUCUGCUGCUGUUUGAGAACGCUCUGAUCACUCAGUCCCGCCUGAUGCUGCUGGAGUCUGUGCUCAUCUUCUUCAUCCUCCUGGCUCUCCUGUCCUACCUCAAGUUCCAUGGGUGCCAGCGGAGAAGCCCCUUCUCUGUAUCCUGGUGGUUCUGGCUGCUCCUGACUGGGAUCUCGUGCACCUUUGCUAUUGGGGUGAAGUAUAUGGGACUUUUCUCCUACUUGCUUAUUCUGGGGGUUGCUGCUGUGCACUACUGGCAGUUGAUUGGUGAUCAGACUUUGGGCAACGUGUGGCUACUCUUCCAUCUGCUGGCACGGUGCCUAGCCUUGCUUCUGAUGCCUGUACUUCUGUACCUUGGCAUAUUCUACCUACACCUGUCCAUACUGACACGUUCUGGGCCUCAUGACCACAUCAUGAGCAGUGCCUUUCAAGCCAGCCUGGAGGGAGGCCUUUCCCGGAUCACCGAGGGGCAGCCGUUGGAAGUGGUGUAUGGCUCUCAGAUCACCCUCAAGAACACUCUUGGCAAACCUGUCCCCUGCUGGCUUCACUCGCACAAGCACACGUAUCCCGUAAGGUACGAAGGGGGGCGUGGGAGCUCCCACCAGCAACAGGUUACCUGCUACCCAUACAAAGACGUCAAUAACUGGUGGAUUGUGAAGGACCCGGCACGGCAGCAAAUGGUGGUCGACUCCCCUCCUCGUCCCAUCCGUCAUGGUGAUACCGUGCAGCUGCUACACGGAAUGUCGGCACGCUUCCUGAACACGCACGAUGUGGCCGCUCCCUUCUCUCCGUAUUCCCAGGAAGUCUCCUGUUACAUCGACUACAACAUCUCCAUGCCGGCACAGUCCUUAUGGAAGGUGGAGAUUGUAAACCGCGAAUCAGAUAUGGAUACGUGGAAAACCAUCAUUUCAGAAGUGAAGCUGAUUCACGUCAAUACUUCGGCAGCUCUGAAGCUCAGCGGGACAGCUUUGCCCGACUGGGGUUUCCGUCAGCUGGAAGUGGUCGGAGAUAAAGCAUCGAAAAGUUACCACCAAAGCCUGGUGUGGAAUGUGGAGGAGCACCGGUACGGCAGGAGUCAGGAGCAGUCGGAGAGAGAGCAGGAAUUGCACACGUCUCCUCACAUCGACGUGGGACGGAAUCUCAGUUUCAUGUCUCGCUUUUGGGAGCUGCAGUGGAAGAUGCUGACAAUGAGGACAGAGAGCUCGGAACACAAAUACAGCUCGUACCCAAUGGACUGGAUCACUAUGGACACCAGCAUUGCCUACUGGCUUCACCCCAAGAGCACGGCUCAGAUUCAGCUCUUGGGCAACCCCGUGAUAUGGAAUUCUGCCAACCUGGGCGCCCUCAUUUACUCUGCUCUGCUGAUUUUCUACCUACUGCGCCAGCGGAGAAGGAUCUAUGACAUCCCACAAGGUUCCUGGGAGGCCUUGCAGCUGACUGGGGUGCUGUUCCUCGGGGGCUGGGCUGUGAAUUACUUGCCCUUUUUCCUGAUGGAGAAAACCCUCUUCCUGUACCAUUACCUUCCUGCUCUUACCUGCCAGAUCCUUCUGCUCCCACCACUGCUCGAGCACCUCCACCAACAUCUGCUCAGGUCGGAAGCGUUACAGAACACCUUUGCCGCCCUGCUGUUGGUUUGGGGGUGUAGCGUGUACCUGACAUACCGGAAGAUUUGCCCCCUGACGUACGGAGACCCACCCCUGUCUCCCGCCGAGCUGCGCAGCCUGAGAUGGAAAGACAACUGGGACAUUUUGAUCAGAAAGCAGUGACCGCUCACAGCCACCGUACCCCAUCUCUGUGCUCUGUGAGCAGUACUGUAAGCAGCUAGGUAUCUCGUUUGGCCCCUAACACUCAUGUCAUAAAGAUUUUGAUAGGAUAGAAUGGAACCGUAUGUUCCAGUAGCGGCACGACACACAUGGUCCAGUAGCGGCACGACACACAUAGUCCAGUAGCGGCACGACACACAUGGUCCAGUAGCGGCACAACACACAUGUUCCAUUAGCAGCCACCCGUUCGGGAGCUGGACAGACAGAUAAAGAGACGAGUAACACACGGAUGUAGAUUUUUGCCUUAUUUUUUAAUAAAAGUGAUUGUUAAUGA
Molecule: messenger RNA, 2785 nt
Organism: Xenopus tropicalis (tropical clawed frog)
Lineage: Eukaryota; Metazoa; Chordata; Amphibia; Anura; Pipidae
Gene: pomt1
Product: protein-O-mannosyltransferase 1
Exons: 20
Coding region: 277-2454 (725 amino acids)
Biological process (GO): protein O-linked glycosylation
Cellular component (GO): endoplasmic reticulum membrane; membrane
Molecular function (GO): dolichyl-phosphate-mannose-protein mannosyltransferase activity; mannosyltransferase activity
Source: RefSeq, a predicted model, not a curated record